Molecule: messenger RNA, 4848 nt
Organism: Misgurnus anguillicaudatus (oriental weatherfish)
Lineage: Eukaryota; Metazoa; Chordata; Actinopteri; Cypriniformes; Cobitidae
Gene: plcd1a
Product: phospholipase C, delta 1a
Biological process (GO): lipid metabolic process; intracellular signal transduction
Cellular component (GO): plasma membrane
Molecular function (GO): phosphatidylinositol-4,5-bisphosphate phospholipase C activity; calcium ion binding
Source: RefSeq, a predicted model, not a curated record
CGAAACCCGCCCAUGAAAGUUUGCAAACGUCAUGAUUUUCCCUCGUCGAGCUAAGUUUUCGAGUCAAAGUACGUAGAUUACGGAAUUCUGUUGAGGAAUGCAACAACAAUGUCUUGUGGACGUAAUUCUCGGGACUCUUUCCAAAGGACGAAAUCUGAGGAGUUGGUUUACCAAGAGGAGAUCAAGACCUUUGCAAAAGAGAACGGAAAACGCUUAGGUCUGGAGGGAGACCCGGACCUGCAGUUUUUGCUGAAGGGUGGAGAUCUGUUAAAGGUGAGGUCCGGGUCAUGGAAGAAGACCCGAUUCUUUCAGCUGAAAGAAGACUGCAAGACCAUGUGGCAUGAGACCAGCAGGGCCUUCAAGAGUUCAAGUAAAUCAACCUUCUGCAUCGAGGACAUUGACUCUGUGCGGCAUGGUCGUCAGACUGAAGGGCUUAAGAAUCACACCGACUCUUCUGUGGAGGACCGCUGCUUUUCCAUCAUCUUCAAAGGACGACGCAAGAACCUGGACCUGAUUGCCUCAUCCAAAGACGAGGCCAAGCAGUGGGUCAGAGGCCUGGAUAAAGUCAUCAACAGCAGUAAGAACCUUAGCCGCCUGGAGAACAGUGAACACUGGAUCUACAGCUGUAUGCGCAAAGCAGACAAGAAUCAUGACAACAAAAUGACAUUGAAGGAAUUGAAGCAUUUCCUGCGGCAGAUCAAUGUAGAUUUGGAUGACGGGUAUGCUGAGGCGCUGUUUAAGCAAUGUGACACAUCAAAGUCAGGCACGCUGGAAGACUCAGAGAUUAAACAUUUUUACGAUUUGCUGACUAAACGUGAAGAAGUUGAUGCAAUCUUUAGAAGGUACUCUAAUGGUAAAGAAAAGAUGAGCGCAGAUGACCUGCUGAACUUCAUUCAGGAUGAACAGAGAGAGCCAGUGGGUUUGGAUUACGCCAAGAACAUCAUCGAUAAAUAUGAAGUGGAUGAGAACGCCAAACAGGUGAAGCAGAUGACUAAGGAUGGCUUCCUGAUGUAUCUGAACCACGAGGAAUGCAGCCUCUUUAACCCCGCCCACAAACCUGUGUACCAGGACAUGCGACAACCACUCAGUCAUUACUUUAUUUCUUCUUCACACAACACCUAUCUGAUGGAGGACCAGCUGAAAGGUCCUAGCAGCACAGAGGCCUAUAUAAAAGCGUUAAUGAAGAGCUGUCGCUGUGUGGAGCUGGAUUGUUGGGAUGGUGUCAACGGGGAGCCGGUCGUUUACCACGGCCAUACUCUCACAUCCAAAGUGCUGUUUAAAGAUGUCAUCAAGGCUAUUAAAGAAUACGCGUUCAAAACCUCAGAAUACCCAGUGAUCCUGUCUCUGGAGAACCAUUGCAGCCUAGAGCAGCAAAAAGUCAUGGCCUGGCACUUAACCUCCACCUUGGGUAGCGCUCUGCUCACUCGACCCCUGGGCAAACAAAUGCCCACCAAUUUUCCAGGACCUGAGGAACUGAAGGGCCGUUUCCUUAUCAAAGGAAAACGCUUGAAUAAACUGGACACGGCGUUCAACAACAACAGCACAGAGGAUGUGGACAGCGUGUCUGAGGAAGACGAAUCUGCUGAACUGAAAGACGAAGAAAAACCUAAAGGCCAGAAGUCUAAGAAGAUCAAGCUGGCUAAGGAGCUGUCUGAUCUGGUCAUCUACUGCAAGAGUGUUCAUUUCACUAGUUUUGAAGAUUCAAAAGCAAAACAUGCAUUUUAUGAAAUGGCUUCCUUCAAGGAGAGCAAAGCGUUGAACCUGGUGGGGAACUCGGCCACAGCAUACAUUCGUCACAACAUUGAUAAGUUGAGUCGAAUCUACCCUGCCGGCUCCAGAACAGAUUCAUCCAACUACAAUCCAGUGCCAUUGUGGACCGCCGGCUGCCAAAUAGUUGCUCUAAACUUCCAGACUCCCUGUAAAGAGAUGGAUCUGAAUCAAGGCUGCUUUUUACCCAAUGGCAGGUGCGGUUAUAUAUUGAAGCCACAGUUUCUGAGAGACCCAGCCACCCAGUUUGACCCUGUUAACCUCAGAAUCGGCCCCUGGCUAAAGAAAAAGACCCUGCACGUCAUGGUUAUCUCAGCCCAGCAGCUGCCAAAGCUCAAUAAGGAUAAACAAUCAUCCAUCGUGGACCCUCUGGUCAAGGUGGAGGUCUGUGGCAUACAAGAUGACAAUGCCAUUCAACAAACGCAUCACAUUGUCAAUAAUGGUUUUAAUCCUCAGUGGAAUAUAAACUUUAAGUUCCUCAUUUAUGUACCUGAACUGGCUUUGGUCCGAUUUUUGGUAGAAGACUAUGACACUGCUUCCUUCAAUGACUUUGUCGGACAAUACACAAUCCCUCUAACCAGCAUGCAGAUGGGAUAUCGCCAUUUGCCUCUAUAUACUAAGAGAGGAGAUCUUAUUCCUUCAGCGGGACUCUUUGUACACAUCAUGCUUCUCGAUGUUGUCUAGACUCAAUGCAAGUGUGCAGAUCACUGGACAAUCUAACUAUACAACUAAUAUCUCCUCAGCUAACACAAACUCUAGCAAGUUUCCCUUAGCAUUGGAUUUGUUUUGUACAAGAAGUCCCUCCCUUGCCAUCUACCAACUAUCCCUAAUUAAAACUGCAGUGAGUAAAAAUAUCAUCACAUAAAGCACAUUUAGACAAAAAUGUUACAAAACAUAGUGAAGAAUUUCAGAGUAUUUUUUUAACAAAUUAUACCCCACAAUCUGUACCAAAAAAUGUAAUUCUAGAAAUGACAUUUAGUGACAUCCCUUUCUCAAUCAGUACUACUUUUAGUCUUUUAAACAUUAGUGUUUUUAAUUAUGUAGUGUUUAAAGGUAAACUAAAAGUGAACAAGAUUUUUUAACCUAACACUGCUUUCUUUAAAAUUGUUUUUAAGUAUUUAAAAAAAAUACUUAAAAAUACACUGAUGCCUCUUUACAUGAACAUGAUCGAACAUAGUAUUUAAAAUCAGUGUUUGUAUAUUAUUUCUUUGUUUGUAUGAAAGUUGAGUUUGCCCAAACAUUACCCACAAGACUUCAAUUAUACAUCAUUAAAACUUUAUGCCUGGUUUCACAGACAAGCCUUAGCUAAAGCCAGGACGUAGUCUUAGCUAAAUUAAGAUGUUUAAGCAUCUUUAUUAAACAUGCCUUAGAAGAAGACGUUGCUAGUGUGCAUCUUGAGACGAAUCAAAGCUUAUUUUAAGAUCUGUGUGUAAAAAAAUUAUUUUCAGUGGAGACACCUAAAACAUGUGAUUUAGUCUAGGACUAGCCUUCCCAGCAGGCAUUUUAACGUUGAUUCAACGUUGAAUCAACGUCAAGGACAAGGUUGAAUCAACGUCAAGGACAAGGUUGAAUCAACGUUGAAUUACCUUUUGACCUCAAACAUGUGAUGUAGUCUAGGGCUAGCCUUCCCAGCAGGCAUUUUAACGUUGAUUCAACGUUGAAUCAAUGUCAAGGACAAGGUUGAAUCAACAUCAAGGACAAGGUUGAAUCAACGUUGAAUUACCUUUUGACCUCAAACAUGUGAUGUAGUCUAGGACUAGCCUUCCCAGCAGGCAUUUUAACGUUGAUUCAACGUUGAAUCAACGUCAAGGACAAGGUUGAAUCAAUGUUGAAUCAACGUCAAGGACAAGGUUGAAUCAACGUUGAAUUACCUUUUGACCUCAAACAUGUGAUUUAGUCUAGGACUAGCCUUCCCAGCAGGCAUUUUAACGUUGAUUCAACGUUGAAUCAACAUCAAGGACAAGGUUGAAUCAAUGUUGAAUCAACGUCAAGGACAAGGUUGAAUCAAUGUUGAAUCAACGUCAAGGACAAGGUUGAAUCAACGUUGAAUUACCUUUUGACCUCAAACAUGUGAUUUAGUCUAGGACUAGCCUUCCCAGCAGGCAUUUCAACGUUGAUUCAUCGUUGAAUCAGCGUCAAGGGCAAGGUUGAAUCAACGUUGAAUUACCUUUUGAUUUUGCAAAUUUUUUUCAACGUUGAACAACAACUGACAUUAUUUCAAUCAAAUUUCAACGUUGAUUUUUAAGCAUUUUAUUAACCUUUUGCAACCGUUUACCAUUCACCGUUGUUUCAACGUUGAACAAACAACUGACCUUAUUUCAACCAAAUUUAAACGUUGAAGGUCGGUCAUAUGCCUGCUGGGUUAAGCCUUGUCUGUAAAACCGGGGGUAUAUUUUUUUAAAAGGAGAGCAUUUAUCAUAACACUAGCAUUCCUGUGGUCUGUAUCUGUGAAAUGUGUAAGCUGUUAAAUUGUAAAUGUUAAUGUGACUUUUACAUUAUGUGUUGACCUUUACUUAACAAUGGAUUUGUUUUCGGUUCUAAGUUCAGAAUCUAACUCAAGCUGACUAUAUUGCUUUAUAGGUUUUAAAAUAGCAACAUAAUUUACAUAAAAUGAUGGACAUUUUGGUGCUUUUCUUAAGUUUCUUAAUGUUUUCUCUACAGUAUGUAUGGAUAAAUAAUUUAAUCCUAAUCUUUUAAUGGUAUAAUUUAAUCUGUUAAUAAUAGGUUGGAGAGUUGCACUACAAAUAUGUAUACUGUAAACAUGAAUUUACAUAUAAAUGAUUUCUAUUUUUGUUAAGGUGUUUUAUAUUUAGGUUUUUGUAUUCAUUGUGGUACAAGGAAUUGUUGCUAUUCAUUUUAUAAAAAAUAUUUCUUUUUUCCAUGUUAAUUUAUCUAAUGUGCCUUAGAGAGCAGUUGUUGCACAAGCUAGUACUGACUAUGAAUCAAGCCGUAACAUCGGUUUCUCGUGUCUUAAAGUGAUGUUCACUACACAGAAGAACCAGCUUUACUGACAUUUCUAAAAUGCUGUGACAAACUUCUAAGUUUAUUAAAUAAUAAUCUCAAUAAAACAAUCACAAAUUG